Ictalurus punctatus (channel catfish) is the source of this 1903-nucleotide messenger RNA. RefSeq names its product solute carrier family 10 member 1 (gene slc10a1). The transcript has 5 exons. Lineage: Eukaryota; Metazoa; Chordata; Actinopteri; Siluriformes; Ictaluridae. Gene Ontology annotation, biological process: bile acid and bile salt transport. Bases 69 to 1076 code for a protein of 335 amino acids. Gene Ontology annotation, molecular function: bile acid:sodium symporter activity. Gene Ontology annotation, cellular component: membrane. The record is from RefSeq and is a predicted model, not a curated record.
GAAAACAUCUCUAUUAAGAUCCAAACUCGUCAACUGGGGGUACUCAUUGAAAAAUACUCACACCGGAAAUGGAGCUGGCCUUCAACCGAACUGCAGAUGUUUCUCAUGAUGUGGAUCGAUGGAGCCAAAAGAAUUUCACCGACGUCACCUUCUCGAACAGGUCUGUCGUUUCUGUGAAUCUGGACAAGGCUGCUAACUUUGUUAGCAUUUUCAUCCUUUGUGACACCAUGGUUGCUCUCGGUUGCACGAUGGAGGUCUCCAAGAUAAAAGCCCACAUCGUGAAGCCCAAAGGAGUGGUGGUCGCCAUACUGGCUCAGUUCGGGGUGAUGCCCCUCACGGCCUUCACUCUGGCUAAAGUGUUCCAGCUUAGGACCAGUCAGGCCAUGGCAGUGCUGGUUUGUGGCUGCUCUCCAGGAGGCGUGCUUUCCAAUGUCCUGUCCUUUGCCUUCCGGGGGGACAUGAAUCUCAGCAUCGUGAUGACGACCUGCUCUACACUGGCAGCGCUGGGAAUGAUGCCCCUUCUGCUUUUCAUUUACUGCCACGGUUUCUCCAACCUGGGUGCAAUCCCUUACGGUAGCAUCAUCCUGGCCUUGUUCUUGACAUUGCUGCCCUGUGCUACUGGCAUCUAUAUUAACUAUCGCAUACCACAGUACUCCAAACUUCUCACCAGGGUCGGGCUGAGUAUAAUGCUGGUCAGUCUGAUCGUCUUCGCCGUUCUGGUCGGGAUUUUACUAGGCGAGUCUAUCCUGACGGUCGCAGCGCCUCGACUCGUGGCCACAGCAGCACUGAUGCCACUUAUUGGAUAUGGACUCGGCUACGUGCUGUCACUCUUCUUCAGGUUUGACGGACCGUGUCAGAGGACUGUUGCUAUAGAGACGGGUUGCCAGAACGUCCCUCUCUGCUACACGAUCCUAAAAGUAGCCUUCGAGCCAGAGUUCAUCGGCCCGUAUUUCCUUUUCCCGUUUCUGUACUUUUUCUUCCAAAUUCCCGAGGCGAUGGUUUUUAUCGCGCUCUUCCGGUGGCACACCAGGCAGAAGUUUUCAGCUGAACCGGCAGUGAGUAAUCAGGACCUCUGAGUAUACUGGAGAAAACCUGGGACCAAUACAAACAACCGUACUAUAAGCCAACGUAAAACAAAGUAAAUAAAUACAGUUAAACAGUGUAUGCCUCGUGACAUGACCUGUGCUUGUGAUGUAAGGUAUAAUUCGACUUGUAAUCAUUUCUUCGUGGGCAACGAGAGAAACGACGUCUCGGGCUGAACCGUGCUCAUGAACCACUGGGUACGCUGUCGAGUCGUCCCAUCGUAUCGGUUUGCCCAACUGUAUCGCACAUUCAUCCGGUCAUAUACAACCUUUCAUUAAAUGUGCGCAGAGGAAAUUCGAAAGCGUUAUCGUUUCUAUAGCAACCACUUAUCCACAGGGAGUUGUACCACUGACACUCGACAUGAACUAGUUUAAAAAAAGUGUGUGACUGUCGAUAUGGUGACAUUUUCUUCUAUUAAAGAUGUUUAUUCCUAUAUUUAUGGAAGUAGUCUCCGGUGUCAGAGCUCUGAACAUGGUGGAGGCCAGUUCUUUUGCUUUCGAUUGUUUAAACAGGUAACAGCUCUGAAUGUCUGCUCUUGGUUUGAACCCCGGGUUUCACCUGUGAAGACUGUGUUUGUUGUUAAAAAGGAUAAACCAACGUGAAGACCAGCGAGCUGUCGAUGGGAGAAAAGCGAGUCAUUUUGAAGCUGAGAAAAAGAAGGAAAAUCAAAUUGCAGAAACAUCAGGCACAGCCCAUAUAACAAUUUGGAACGUUCUGAAAAAGAAAGAAACCACUGGUGUACUAAACAACCAGACACGGAACGGGUCGGUCAAGGAAAACAACAGCAUGUCAUGACAGAAACAUUGUGAGUGCUGUAAAG